AUGUUUAAAGAGUCUUCACGAAAACGCGUAACAAACAGCGCCGAGUCUACUCCAGAAAUACAACGUACGGUUUUAGAAACCAUUUUUUAACGUUUAUUUGGCAGUUUUGUAUUUUGAGACGUAUUGCAUAAUUGUAUUUUCUUACAUUUUUACGUGUACCGUGCAUAAUUGUCUUGCCGGCUUGAGAGAAAAUUGAAAACGGGCCGGGCCUAAACGUUGGGCCCCGGGUCUGGGCCGGGCCUAAAAAGUGGGCCCGGCCCUUUUCUCACCCCUACGGGCCGGGACCGACCCGAUCCUCAUGUCUUGGCUACCGUGAAGCGAUCCUUUUUUAAUCUAUUAUUUGUAUGUUUUUGAGGUGUAUUAUAUCCUUCUUAAAUUUUUAUUAUGCUCUUUUGUGAAAGCCGCGACAGUUUUGUUUCACCUUAAUAUAUUCUGCAAAUUGCGGUAGGAUGGGCGCACUUUGCCAGGAAUAUCAUUUUUUUGCUAAUUUUCUUGAUUUCGUUGUAUAAAUUUAUAUGGCUGUAUCUUCGUCAGCUUUGUCGAGCGCCUAAAAAUUCUUUUUGGUUUUUCCGGGUUAUUAGGGUUUUUGAAAAAAUUUCCAGUCGGUUUUUGACUUGUUUAGUAAACUAUAAGUUUACCCAAAUUUUUUGUAGCGAUUAUGGUUUAUCUUAUUCAAUUGUCUGUUUUUUAACCGUUUCGCGACUUUCUGAAUAUAACACAUCAUUAACUCAAAAGUGUACAAUGCACAUUUAGGGCGACGAAAAGGCCGAAGGCUUUUGCGGUUUCUCAAUUUUUCUGUGUUAAAGCUACUGUUCAAGAAUCAGGUGUUAUGCCCAAGUAAACAGUUUCUUCGGCAUCAACGUUUAUGUGCUGGAGGAAUGCUUUUUCAAUAUAAUACACUAGUUGUGCAUGGUGAGUUUUCUUACUAUUUGUCAUUUUUAAAUGAUUAUUAAAUUUUAAUCUUUUUUAGUUUAUUGAACAAAAUUUUAAGUAUGGACAAAGUAAUAUGAAGUAUUAGAAUUUCGUACUUAGGAUGUUUUUGAACUUUGUUUCAGUUAUUCGUGUGAAGGACCUGAAAACGAAAAAUGGAAAAGGUUUGGGCGCUUACUGUUCAUUGAAUUUGGUCGGACAUAGCAAAUUGCGGGCGAAAGUUGAAACAAAUGCGAAUCGACUUGAAAACGGAGUUUGCGAUUGGGACGAGCAUGUAGAAUUGUAAGUUUAGUUGCUAAAAAAAUAAAAUUAAUUUCUUUUAAUUGGGAGGUAAAAGUUGAGAGGAUUUUUGAAAAUACGCAAAAAAAAAUCUAACGAAAAAUUUGUUUUGGUCUUUCUUUACUUUUAAAUUAUAUUUAAUAAAUUUCUAAAAAUAAAAUCAUUAGAUGCGUUUUAGUUCUAUCAAUGAAGCAUUUACGGAACUGCAACUUAACGUCAAAUGUAGGACAAAACUUGGAAUUUCAGACACACUGGCUACAAAAUCUUUACGGCUUGCGGAAAUGCAAAAAUCCCAAUCUAUUAAAUGGUUCGAUCUGUACAAGAAAGGAAAAGAAGGUGUAUUAAAAGGCCAGCUACUAAUGUCCUAUGAGUUUUCAAACCAGUACAGUUCGUCCGUUUCGCAGUUUUCAUUGAAUAUGAUUGAAAAAGGCAUGUUUACAAUUUGACACAUUUUGGUUUAUGUUACUUAAAAAUAGGAAUUUUCAUGAUUUAACUACAGAAGAGUUGACUACAAUAAAAAGAAGUAUAAUGUUCUUCAAAUUAUAAUAUACUAAUAUUUGAAGAAAUACAUUACUGUCGACUUAUUAAAAAAGUCUCACGGAGAAAUUAGGGAUAUUUUCAGAAAGCAAGAUGGACAAGUUAAAACGACACAUUCCGUUUAGUAACAAGAAAAAAGCACAGCUUGAUCGUGCAUCUUUGGCGUCCUAUGCAAUGUCUCGUCGCUCAUCCGUUUGCUCUAAUACCUCGGCCAUCGCAUUUUCGCCGGUACCGUCACCUAAUGUACAAUCUGAAAGUGAAGUACGUUUUGCGGUUUUGUAUGGUUGAAUUUGCGGUAAUAAUACAGUAUCGGUUGACAGGGAAAGAAAAAUUAAUCAAAAUAUUUUAGUAAAAAUCGGAAAACUAUGGUUUUGCUAACAAUAGAAUAAUGAAUUUGCAGUUCACGCGUUAUACAAAAUUUUACCUUUUAGUUUCGCGUUCAUUCGAAUCCCGGUUUGCACUCUCCGUUAAAAGAAGAACCUUUGCAAAACGGUGAUCCAGCACGGAGUUCCUUACAAAACAACACUACGUUAAAUACCGCAAGGUGUGACUCAAUCAGCCAAUGUUCGGUAAAUAUGGCCGAAGAAAAUUCUAACUUAGACAAAGUAAAGAAGAACUUUACAGCUAAAGUAAGAUUUCUAGUUUCGCUUUGUUUCUUUUGCCCAGUUUAUAUGAGUUCGUAAGUUUAAAUUGUAAUUAAAUCACUGUCGACGUUCAUAAUUUCGUUUCUGAAUUAGUUAGUUGUUUUAUAUUUGGUAUAUUGUGGUAAAACGAACUUCACAAUAAGUCGCGUUUUUAGAUUCGUCAGAAAGCUGACAAAUUGCUGAAUGGCGGCCCAAAUCGUCAGUCGAUGCUUUCUAUUGACGAAGCUUUGCUUGACAUGCCCACAUCCAAACUCCAUUCUCGCGCCCAGUCAAUCGCGUCGUCAUCUGGCUUUGCUUCAAAUGGCGGAGGCGGCAUUCUGGAUGGUCUGAAUGACAACACUUCAAAUGAACAUUUGCUCAAUGUCAUCAAACAAUUGCGGAAAGAGCUUGAGCUGAAAGAAAACCGGAUUCGCGAUCUGGAAGAUUACACCGGUAAAUUGCUUUCGCGAAUCAUGGAUGUAAACCCUGACCUUUUGCACAUCCAAUAG
Bursaphelenchus okinawaensis is the source of this 2878-nucleotide messenger RNA. The record is from the annotation of a GenBank genome assembly. NCBI's taxonomy places the organism in Eukaryota, Metazoa, Nematoda, Chromadorea, Rhabditida, Aphelenchoididae.